Suillus subalutaceus is the source of this 521-nucleotide messenger RNA. RefSeq lists its product as uncharacterized. The transcript is spliced from 4 exons. Lineage: Eukaryota; Fungi; Basidiomycota; Agaricomycetes; Boletales; Suillaceae. Bases 192 to 500 code for a protein of 102 amino acids. The record is from RefSeq and is a predicted model, not a curated record.
UUUGGUCAUUCUUUGGUUGGCCCCGUAGGUCAAAGGGGAGUUCAAACUCUACCCGUACCAUACCGUAUGUCGUGCAAUGUAUUCGAAAUGUUCAACGGUACGGUACGGGUCACUGUACGGUCAUACGACCGGCUAUACGGUCAAACGGGAGAUGAAACAACGUCAAAUUGUAAUCAGAACUAACGUGCAAUAUGAAACAUGCCAAUGGCUCGUUCGCACCAGCUCCUCCGACUGCAUCGUUCAUCGCUCGUGUUCAUAGGCUCCUUCUGCCAACAGAAGCCCCUUCCCUCCUUCGCAUACGCUUCCAAAUCAUAAACAUAUGGCCUGUAAAUUGGCCGAUUGCACUAUGCAACUCCCGCAGUGUCGAUUUCGAGAAAGACUCGGUGCCUGUCGCUCUUAUAUACGCUGACUUGAAAAUACAUGAAAGCAAUGAGCCCGGAAGAGUUUGUUCUUAUCAAAUGGUGAGCGAGAUAACUUGGGGGAGCUUUCCGUCGUGCUAAAAGGGUGUCAGCUUUGAUUCG